Messenger RNA from Aplosporella prunicola CBS 121167, 749 nucleotides. RefSeq lists its product as uncharacterized. The record is from RefSeq and is a predicted model, not a curated record. Bases 163 to 612 code for a protein of 149 amino acids. Lineage: Eukaryota; Fungi; Ascomycota; Dothideomycetes; Botryosphaeriales; Aplosporellaceae. The transcript has a single exon.
GAACCUGCUGGUCGUCUUGAGAAUGUGCCCCUCCCCGCUCUGCCUUACCAAGCAAGCAUGCACUCACUGCCUGCCUGCCUGCCUGCUCACCUGCUUGCUUGCUCGGCCACAAGGCCGUAAGGCCACGAGCACAGGGGCCGUCUACCUAUUAGGCACGCAGGCAUGUGUCUGCCUAAACUGAAAUACAGCCCUCGCAAAGCGCGUACCCGCCUCCCAAGAUCCCUCGAGAGACAUCAGUCAGUCAGUCAGUCAGUCAGUCAGUCAGUCAGUCAGUCACGACGCAGGCAGCGCGCAGCCGCGUAUUCGUACAACACAGACACACAGACGGCAAUCUACAACAAAGCGACCGUUCGCAGCCCUGCCCUCGCAAUCGUCGGGGCUCGUGCACCUAUCCUUUGCCCUUCCCCUUGGGCGCACAGGCCGCACCUUGCCGUGCGACCCGUUCGCGCCAAGCCCGCAAAAAUCAAAAAACCAAAAACCACAAAACGAUCCGCACGCAGAUCAGCGCGCGCGCCCGCUUUAGGCGUAAUGUUUCGCGGGGCGGACGCGGCAAAGCGUGAGUCGUCGCCCGCGCCGGUUGGCCGGCCGCCCGGCCGCCCGGCCGCGCGCUGAUUGGAGCUGUGGCGCUAGGUCCAAGGUUCUCUCUCCAUCAUCUCGGGCUUCGGGUUUGCAGUGCGGCCGGCUGGCCGGUGGUGCCGGGCGAGGGUUCCCUCUUCAAAGCUUCUUUGUUGCGUGGCUGACGGGCUCGG